AUGCUGCAUGGAGAAGGGCGCGGUAAGAAGCACCAGUGUCCUCAUUGCGGCAAGCGAUUCAAUCGCCCCAGCAGCAUGAAGAUCCACGUAAACACGCACACGGGAGCAAAACCAUAUCAGUGCCCAUAUCCAGGAUGUGGUCGUGAAUUCAAUGUCAAUUCAAACAUGCGUCGCCACUGGCGGAAUCACACGAGACUGUCUGCGAGCCACCACUUGGCUGACAUGGAUGGGCGUGGUCCAUGUGACCAAUCCCCGUUCCCUUCGGAUAUGCUAGGCCACGGCCAGUCACUGGUCUCGCCACCUGCAACAGACUCAGAAGAAUCAGAAGACGAUCUUUCUGACGAUGAUUCCCACUACGCAAUGGACGUGUACGAGGGCUGCAGUAAAGAACAUAAGGAGGUUAAUCAUCCCAGUGGAUCAGGGUCGCAGAACACCUCGUUUUGGUCGCGAUCGCCUUCCCCAACCCGGAAAACUGCUUCUUAUAGUUAUCCCCGACCCCGUCCGCCUUCUUCUCUCGGUCCGUCGCCAUCGCACCCCACGGAGUACCUUUAUAGACCAUCAAACCCAGCCUACGUUCGCUCUUGCACAGAUUCCCGGGUUUCCACAGCCCUACGGCCUGCAUUCCCCUGUGACACCUCGGGUCGCGCGGUCGCAAGGCAGAACGGACCAGUCUCAAGUCGUUCAUAA
Suillus subalutaceus is the source of this 687-nucleotide messenger RNA. RefSeq lists its product as uncharacterized. Gene Ontology annotation, biological process: regulation of transcription by RNA polymerase II. Lineage: Eukaryota; Fungi; Basidiomycota; Agaricomycetes; Boletales; Suillaceae. The transcript has 2 exons. The coding region runs from base 1 to 687 and encodes 228 amino acids. Gene Ontology annotation, molecular function: DNA-binding transcription factor activity, RNA polymerase II-specific; RNA polymerase II cis-regulatory region sequence-specific DNA binding. The record is from RefSeq and is a predicted model, not a curated record. Gene Ontology annotation, cellular component: PcG protein complex; transcription regulator complex.